AAUUCUCACUCCCUACUGUCUCUCAACCCUUCACGUGAAGUAGAGCAAGUCACCCAUCCUUCUCGUUGAUCUGCUCCAUUUUCCCAGCUGAAAUCAAUGGCCAAAGAACCAGUUCGUGUUCUUGUCACCGGUGCUGCAGGACAAAUUGGAUAUGCUCUUGUCCCUAUGAUUGCUAGGGGAGUCAUGCUAGGUCCUGACCAGCCUGUAAUUCUCCACAUGCUUGACAUUCCACCAGCUGCUGAGGCAUUGAAUGGGGUUAAAAUGGAGUUAGUGGAUGCUGCAUUCCCCCUUCUUAAAGGUGUUGUUGCUACAACCGAUGUAGUUGAGGCAUGCACUGGGGUCAAUGUUGCUGUAAUGGUUGGUGGGUUUCCCAGAAAAGAAGGUAUGGAGAGAAAAGAUGUGAUGUCUAAAAAUGUGUCUAUCUACAAGUCCCAGGCUUCUGCACUUGAAAAGCAUGCAGCUGCAAACUGCAAGGUUUUGGUCGUUGCCAACCCUGCAAACACCAAUGCAUUGAUCUUGAAGGAAUUUGCACCAUCAAUUCCUGAGAAAAACAUUACUUGUUUGACUAGAUUGGAUCAUAACAGGGCAUUGGGUCAAAUUUCCGAAAGACUAAGUGUUCAAGUUUCUGACGUGAAAAACGUUAUCAUCUGGGGCAAUCAUUCUUCAACUCAGUAUCCUGAUGUCAACCAUGCAACAGUUAAGACCACAGCUGGCGAAAAGCCUGUCCGUAAGCUUGUUGCAGAUGAUGCAUGGUUGAAUGGGGAAUUCAUAACUACUGUUCAACAACGAGGUGCUGCAAUUAUUAAAGCUAGAAAGCUUUCAAGUGCGCUAUCUGCUGCUAGUGCUGCUUGUGACCAUAUUCGUGAUUGGGUUCUUGGAACUCCAGAGGGCACCUGGGUGUCAAUGGGAGUAUACUCUGAUGGUUCCUACAACGUACCAGCUGGACUAAUUUAUUCAUUCCCUGUAACUUGCCGUGAUGGGGAGUGGAAGAUAGUUCAAGGCCUUUCCGUUGAUGAGUUCUCAAGGAAGAAAAUGGAUUCGACAGCACAAGAACUGUCGGAGGAAAAGGAAUUAGCUUACUCAUGCCUCUCUUAGACUGCUUGCUUCUUCUUUGGCGUUGUUGCUGGUCCCUUCGUGUUUUCUAUGACAGUAGUAGUCUAUAUAAAUUGAAUAAUGCAACUAUUUUAAUUACAGAAUAACUGCUAAUGGAGAUGCUGCUGCUUUCGAAAGUAAUCACUUUAAUUGCAGCAUGCAGUACUCAUGUUUUUCACUCAUGAUAAUGGACACAACUAUAUUCUCCGUAUUU
Messenger RNA from Neltuma alba, 1306 nucleotides. RefSeq names its product malate dehydrogenase, cytoplasmic. Lineage: Eukaryota; Viridiplantae; Streptophyta; Magnoliopsida; Fabales; Fabaceae. Gene Ontology annotation, biological process: malate metabolic process. The coding region runs from base 97 to 1095 and encodes 332 amino acids. The transcript has 7 exons. The record is from RefSeq and is a predicted model, not a curated record. Gene Ontology annotation, molecular function: L-malate dehydrogenase (NAD+) activity.